AUGGCCGACUUCGAUUUGGGUGCAUCUUUCAUUCCCAAACUAUACAAACCUGCGGCACUUCUACCAAUUGCAAAGCACCGUGAUACUCUCUUGUAUCUUGUCGAGACAUAUCCUGUCACCAUUGUCGUGGGCCAGACAGGAUCUGAUGGAAAAGUCAUUGCCAUCACUCAGCCGAGACGUGUAGCUGCUACGACUGUGGCUCUUAGGGUAGCAGAGGAGGUCGGCUGUGAGGUCGGCAAGGAAGUGGGAUAUUCUAUCCGCUUUGAAGAUCUCACCUCUGCAACUACUCGCAUAAAGUUCAUGACGGAUGGCUUGCUCAUUCGGGAGGCUCUCGUCGACCCUCUUCUAUCUCGUUAUUCUGUCAUCAUGGUUGACGAGGCCCACGAGCGCUCGAUCAGUACGGACAUUCUUUUAGGUCUGCUGAAGAAGAUCAUCAGGCGGCGGCCAGAGCUCAGGAUAAUCGUCAGCAGCGCUACGUUGCAAGCAGAGGAUAUUCUCAAUUUCUUCAACAGUAAUGCGGACGAAAAGCUUAGCAAUGACGAUGCCCAGGGGAAUGGUACAAUAAUCAGUUUAGAGGGCCGGACAUAUCCCAUUGAUAUUCUCUAUCUUGAAACACCGGCCGAAGAUUACGUGGAAAAGGCAGUGUCGACGGUCUUCGACAUCCAUACAAAGGAAGGAGAUGGUGACAUAUUAGUCUUCCUGACCGGGAGAGAAGAAAUAGAUUCCGCGGUACAGGCCAUUUCAGAACGAUCUAGCCAGCUCCAUCCGCGCUCACAGGCACUACUGCCUCUUCCACUAUACGCAGGUCUGUCGACCGAGCAGCAAAUGUACGUGUUCGAGGAACCGCCGGAAAAUACGAGAAAGGUGAUCAUCUCGACAAACAUUGCUGAAGCUUCAGUUACAAUCGAGGGAAUUGUUUACGUCGUCGACUGUGGAUAUGUCAAGCUCCGCGCAUACAAUCCGAAAACUGGUAUCGAAACAUUGACUCCGGUGCCAAUCUCGAAGGCAGCCGGGGCACAGCGGGCUGGGCGAGCUGGAAGAACAAAGCCCGGCAAGUGCUUUCGCCUAUAUACGGAGGAAGCAUACAUAAGUCUUCCUGACGCGAACGUGCCGGAGAUACAACGGUCGAACCUCGCGCCCUUUAUCUUGCAAUUAAAAGCCCUUGGCAUAGAUAAUGUGCUGCGUUUCGACUUUCUCACCCCGCCUCCCGCAGAGCUAAUGAUCAAAUCAUUAGAGCUCCUAUACUCGCUAGGGGCGCUUGAUGACUAUGCAAAGCUGACGAGGCCAUUGGGAAUGCGAAUGGCAGAGCUGGCCGUUGUCGAGCCGAUGAUGGCUAAGACUCUCCUAGCGGCCUCAGGCUUUGGCUGUCUAAGCGAGAUACUCACGAUUGCUGCGAUGACUAGCUUGGGCGGCGCCGUAUGGAUACAGCAUGAUGGUGAUCGAAAGAACAUGGAGAGCGCAAGGCGGAAGUUUGCUGCAGAAGAAGGGGAUCAUCUUACGCUUCUUAAUGUUUACCAAACAUUCAUCAGCAAAGGCCGCAAGGAGUCACGUUUCUGCCACGAGAACUUCCUCAACUAUAAGGCUCUGAGCAGGGCAGUAAGCAUACGCGCGCAACUCAAGCGAUAUCUAGAGCGCUUCGGCAUCAUGGUCGACGAGUCGCUGAAUGCGAGCAGUGCCGCUGGGAAAGCCGAACAGAUUCGCCGUUGCCUAACAACCGGAUACUUUGCGCACGCAGCCAAAAUGCAGCCGGACGGAACAUUUCGUAAUGUCGAGGGAGGAACAGUGCUUCACGCCCACCCAAGCUCCCUCAUGUUCAAUCGCAAGGCUGACUGGGUCAUUUUUCACGAGGUCAUGGAAACGGGCAAUAAAACUUUCAUCAGGGAUAUUACCAAGAUCGAGAAGACUUGGUUGCUUGAAUACGCUCCCGAGUUCUAUCAGAUUAAGCCUUGA
This is a messenger RNA of Phaeoacremonium minimum UCRPA7, 1950 nucleotides long. RefSeq names its product putative atp-dependent rna helicase dhx8 protein. The transcript is spliced from 3 exons. The coding region runs from base 1 to 1950 and encodes 649 amino acids. Lineage: Eukaryota; Fungi; Ascomycota; Sordariomycetes; Togniniales; Togniniaceae. Gene Ontology annotation, cellular component: intracellular anatomical structure; catalytic step 2 spliceosome. Gene Ontology annotation, molecular function: RNA binding. The record is from RefSeq and is a predicted model, not a curated record.